Messenger RNA from Porites evermanni, 873 nucleotides. The record is from the annotation of a GenBank genome assembly. Lineage: Eukaryota; Metazoa; Cnidaria; Anthozoa; Scleractinia; Poritidae.
AUGGAAGAUUGGUUUUACUACAUUGGGUGGAUUCUUUCCGUCGCAACAGCUGUAGGAAACGGUUUUAUAGUUUUGCUUAUCGCCAAAAGGACACGGCUACGCUCUUCAUCUAACUGGCUCGUUCUUUCAUUGGCCUUGGCUGAUUUUGGGGUGGGCGUCUGUCUUUUUCCUUCAGGAUAUCUAUGCGGAAAGAUCGCUUGUAACAUGAGGGUUUACAUGGCGUCCUUCUGGUUCUUCACUCACUCGUCGGUCACAAAUCUUUGCACUUUGACUUGGGAUCGUUACAUCGCUAUCGUCCACCCGUUCAAGUAUAUCACCUGCAUGACUGCAAGGCGUCCUGGAAUAGCUAUCGCCCUCGCAUGGUCCGUUCCCUUCGCGAUAUCCUUGUCGCUUGCUUUAGGAAUGUAUGCUGCAUCCUCUCCUACUGCUUGGAAAAUUCUCAGACUAAUGGGGGUGUCUGCUUUUGACAUAUCAGCUUGUGUACUGCUUUUCUAUCUUAUUUCUCGCCUCCUCUUUGUGGCAAGGAGGAAGGCCCAAGAGAUGUCUGUCAUCCGGAGAAAUGAUGCCUUUAUAGAACUACGAAAUCCAUCAUCUGUUGAAUGCAUAUCUUCCUGCAGACCCAAAAAACCGAAAACGAAGCUUUUUCUGACCACCAUAGUAACUUUCUUUUUGGGUUGUCAUGCAGUGAUAAAUUCUUUUGUUCUUUAUAUGACAGUUUCAUCGGACAUUUCUAAUUUCAAUUUAUUCUCAGCGAUUCUUGUUUUGAUGUUGGUGAUAAACUCGGCUGUGAAUCCCUUGGUCUAUGCGUUUUUGAAGCAAGACAUCAAAAGGGAAUUGAAACUACUAGUAUGUGGAGUAAGAGAAAGGAAUUAA